Messenger RNA from Eubalaena glacialis (North Atlantic right whale), 2514 nucleotides. It is a transcript of the gene PSD2, whose product is annotated as pleckstrin and Sec7 domain containing 2. The record is from RefSeq and is a predicted model, not a curated record. Bases 60 to 2378 code for a protein of 772 amino acids. Lineage: Eukaryota; Metazoa; Chordata; Mammalia; Artiodactyla; Balaenidae. Gene Ontology annotation, biological process: regulation of ARF protein signal transduction. The transcript has 16 exons. Gene Ontology annotation, molecular function: protein binding; phospholipid binding; guanyl-nucleotide exchange factor activity.
CAGGAGCGGUCAAGUUGGGUCACAAAAGCAGCCAGCACGGGGUAGAAGCAGUGGCUGCCAUGGAUGAGGAUAAGCUUCUAUCUGCACUGCCUGGGGAAGAUGGUGCCACCUGCGACCCCAGCCUGGAGCCUGAGGAGGAGCCUGGGGUCCAGAAUGGAAUGGCAUCCAGUGAGGACCUGAACAGUAGCCACACCAGCCCAGGGCAUGAGAUGAGGGGCACCCUGGUGGACACUGAGGGGCAUACAAAGGGCCUGGACAUGGCCCUCCACGGCCUCAGCCUUGGCCUCUCCCUCACCAACGGCCUAGCCCUGGGGCCAGACUCAAACAUUCUGGAAGACUCUACAGAGUCCAGGCCCUGGAGGGCUGGUGUGCUGGCGGAGGGGGACGAUGCCUCCAGGAGCCUCUGUCCAGACGCUGAGGAUCCUCCACUGGGGCCAGGAGAACCAGAUGUGCGGGAUGGCUUCAGCGCCACAUUUGAGAAGAUUGUGGAGUCGGAGCUGCUGCGGAGCACACAGUACAGCAGCCUGGACUCCCUCGAUGUGCUGAGCCUCACGGAUGAGAGCGACAGCUGCGUCAGCUUCGAGGCCCCCCUCACGCCCCUCAUCCAGCAGCGGGCCCGGGAUAGCCCUGAGCCAGGGGCUGGCUUGGGCACUGGGGACAUGGGGUCUGAGGGGGACAUGGGAGCAGCUGGCGGUGAUGGGGAGCUGGGCAGCCCCCUGCGGCGCUCCAUCUCCGGCAGCCGCUCCGAGAAUGUCCUGAGCCGCCUGUCUCUCACGGCCGUGCCCAAUGGCUUCCAUGAAGAUGGACCCCCGGGCCCAGGUGGGGACGAGGAAGACGAGGAGGAAGGCAUGGACAAGUUGCUGAACUCGGCCAGCGACCCCAGCCUGAAGGACGGCCUGUCGGACUCAGACUCAGAGCUGAGCAGCUCGGAGGGGCUGGAGGCUGGCAGCGCAGACCCACUGGCCAACGGGGGCCAGGGCGUCAGUGAAGCUGCCCGCCGGCUGGCACGCCGCCUCUACCACCUGGAGGGCUUCCAGCGUUGCGAUGUUGCCCGGCAGCUGGGCAAGAACAACGAGUUCAGCAGGCUGGUGGCCGGGGAGUACCUCAGCUUCUUUGACUUCUCGGGCCUGACUCUGGACCGAGCACUCAGAACCUUCCUGAAGGCCUUUCCGCUGAUGGGGGAGACACAGGAGCGUGAGCGGGUCCUUACGCACUUCUCCCGCCGGUACUGCCAGUGCAACCCUGACGACAGCACUUCGGAAGAUGGGAUCCACACGCUCACCUGUGCCCUGAUGCUUCUCAACACGGACCUGCAUGGACAUGUGAACAUUGGCAAGAAGAUGUCCUGCCAGCAAUUCAUUGCCAACUUGGACCAGCUGAAUGACGGACAAGACUUUGCCAAAGACCUGCUGAAGACCCUUUACAACUCCAUCAAGAAUGAAAAGCUGGAAUGGGCCAUUGAUGAAGAUGAGCUGAGGAAAUCACUGUCUGAGCUGGUGGAUGACAAGUUUGGGACAGGCACAAAGAAGGUGACACGGAUCCUGGAUGGUAGCAACCCCUUCCUGGAUGUCCCACAGGCUCUCAGCGCCACCACCUACAAGCAUGGUGUGCUGACCCGGAAGACUCACGCCGACAUGGAUGGCAAGAGGACGCCCCGUGGGAGGCGUGGCUGGAAGAAAUUCUACGCGGUGCUCAAAGGGACCAUUCUGUACCUGCAGAAGGAUGAGUACAGGCCUGACAAAGCCCUGUCUGAGGGCGACUUGAAGAACGCCAUUCGUGUGCACCAUGCUCUGGCCACCAGGGCCUCCGACUACAGCAAGAAGUCCAAUGUGCUGAAGCUGAAGACAGCCGACUGGAGGGUCUUCCUCUUCCAGGCACCGAGCAAGGAAGAAAUGCUGUCCUGGAUCCUUAGGAUCAACCUGGUGGCUGCCAUCUUCUCGGCGCCCGCCUUCCCAGCUGCUGUCAGCUCCAUGAAGAAGUUCUGUCGGCCCCUGCUGCCCUCCUGCACCACUCGCCUCUGCCAGGAGGAGCAGCUGCGUUCUCAUGAGAAUAAAUUGAGGCAGGUGACUGCAGAGCUGGCUGAGCACAGGUGUCACCCGGUCGAGCGGGGCAUCAAGUCCAAGGAGGCUGAGGAGAACCGGCUGAAGGAGCAUUAUCUCACGUUUGAGAAAAGCCGUUAUGAGACCUACAUCCACCUCCUGGCUGUGAAAAUCAAAGUGGGCUCAGAUGACCUGGAGUGGAUUGAGGCCCGGCUGGCCACCCUGGAGGGGGAUGACCCUUCUCUCCGCAAGACACACUCGAGCCCUGCCCUUAGCCAGGGCCAUGGAACUGUGACGGGCAGCAAAGUCACGAGGGAUAACACUGGGCCUGAUACUUAGCUGGCAUGGAUGGGCAGGUCCCAGAGGCAGGCAAUGCCCCCAGAGGGCUCAGUGAGCACAAUUCCAGCCAGGGGCCACUCGGAUCAGCUCCAGGCAGUUGGGCAGCCAGGGGGGUGUGGAGAGCCCUGUGGGCCAA